AUGGCGACGGUGUCCUUGACCCCUGGGCCUGGGAACGUUUCACUCCGGGUCAUGUGUGCCCUCGGAGAGAUUAUGGUCGUGUUCGGGUACGGCGACGGCAUCCUGUCUUCCAGGAUGGGAAAUUCUUGGGAAGGGCUCACUCUGGGCUCUGGCUCUUGCGAGCAUCUUGUGCCGGUUUAA
This is a messenger RNA of Diaporthe citri, 180 nucleotides long. RefSeq lists its product as uncharacterized. NCBI's taxonomy places the organism in Eukaryota, Fungi, Ascomycota, Sordariomycetes, Diaporthales, Diaporthaceae. The transcript has 2 exons. The record is from RefSeq and is a predicted model, not a curated record. The coding region runs from base 1 to 180 and encodes 59 amino acids.